Molecule: messenger RNA, 642 nt
Organism: Suillus subalutaceus
Lineage: Eukaryota; Fungi; Basidiomycota; Agaricomycetes; Boletales; Suillaceae
Exons: 4
Coding region: 1-642 (213 amino acids)
Source: RefSeq, a predicted model, not a curated record
AUGCAACUCGUCGUCCUCUUGCUGGGCACCGCCGACCACCGAUAUCCGCCAUACCUAUGGCGCCGAGACCUUCGCCUACAAGAGACCUGCAACGUCCCACCUUCCUUCGCCUCAGCAAAUUCCUCCGCCUCUCUCACGAAUGGAGCGUGCCCUGAUCGGAAGGAUCAAUCUCGUGAUCCACUAGAUUUCCCUGCUACAUUGCCCUUGCCUCCCAAUCACCUUCAUGGAAAAACUGCUCCGCCGACUCUCUUGCCCGGUAGGGCCUUUUUCAAUUCUAUUCGGUCCUCAUCAGACAAGGGAAAACAAAAGGCGCGUGAACCCAAACGAAAAACUGUAAACGUUCCACUCGGACAAGCUACCUAUGGCGACGUUGUCGGUGUGGAUGACGGAAGACGACCAUUUGUUCUCUUCUUUUGCCUCAGCUGGUUCCAGAAAAAGGAGAUGAAGCAGGAACCACGCCCAGUCUAUGAUGACGAACUCGAGGACGAUGAAGAGGAAAAUGCUCUUGGUCCAGUCGCCCUACCUCCUCCCAGGGUCCAGCACGAAGAAAUCGAGUUGAAAACGAUGACUAGUCAAUCACGGUCAGAAGCAGGACCAUCUCGCCUUGUAGUAACCGACCACUUGGAGGCCCAGUCUUCAUAA